AUGGAGCAAAUUACACCUCCAAGGAGACAGAGGGAUUUAUUAAACAAUGAUCAACAGGCUGACCAAGAAACUCUGAGAAAAUAUCACGACGACUCCUCAUAUGCAUUGUACGUCGUACUGAACAGAGACGAUGUUCAUCUCGCUGAUAAAUCCACGCUCAGCACCAACCAUGAGACACCGGAUUCAGAGUUAACGCAACGUGAUGCCAUUCUGAUUAACGCUGUAAUCCCUUCCACCCCUCAAACGACCAUAGAAUCAAACGACGGCUCGCAGCUUAGAACGCCGUUUGCAAAUGUGACAUCAUGGAAUGGUGUCUCGCCGGGCAUUGUCUCAACGCCAACACCAGACUUCUACUCUCUGAAUCGAGAGCCAAGAAUGUCGGCUGUACCAUCCGGGGCGACCUUCUAUCCCACCCCUCAGUUUCCUGUCGAAUUGUCUACCUUUAGAAAUGUUAGACAAGGCAUGGAAAGUCCUCUCAAAUCGAAAGGUCCGCGCGCACAACCCGUUCAAGAGGAAGUUCAGAGUUCCGAUGAAACCCAAGAUCGAGAAAUUACUCCUGAAAGUGGAAUCAGACCUCUAAUAUUAGAGCCUUCCCAUUCUACCGAAGAAAUAAUGCCAGAAGAUGCAGCCAUUGACGAGGAUUCUACCGACCCUCCAGUACGAUUGGACAAUAUAUCUCCUCCCGUAACUGGUGAAGUGAUCAGUGAUGCACCCCUGGAUGGAUCCCAAGCCAAUCACCAUAGCAGUAUUCAACACUCUUUACCUAUUCAGAACACUCCUUCCUCAAGGAAAAUGGUGAUACCGGAAUCUAUUCAAAAGUGGCUGCAGGGUCCUUCCUCUUCGUUUGACGCUUCAACGACCAUCCAUCGCAAGGACAUCCAAGAGAUAACUAGGAAGCGACUGGAACGCUUCGACCCCCAAAAUACCCGUUCUUCACCUCUUGUUCCUCAAGACCAUGAGGCUUAUGGGCGCAUUCUUCAACCUCCAUCCAAAGACGAUCAAGAUACUGAAGUCACCUCUGUCCUUGAUUGGCCUGAUGACGCGUACCCGUGGUCUCUGCUCUCCUCCAAAGAAAAUUUUGUUGACAUGAGGAGACAGCAAGACCUCCAGUUAAUUGCCAAGUACCUAGAGGAAAGUAGCGAAAGCGACGACGAUGAAGACAGUAAACCAAAUGGAGUUACCGAUCCAGCAGACGCCUUAGCAGCUCUUCGUGCAAAGAAAGCCACCAGGCAACUGAUUCAGAGGAAAGCAGUCAAGGCUGCUGUAGCGAAGGCCACCAAAGGGAAAGUCACUGCUUCAAAAGCGUCUUCCAGCGAGUUACGGAAGGCCAAAGAUGACAUUAAAGAUGUCAUGGAGCUUGACAAGAAUGGUGAAGACAGUGACGAGGUUGCUUGCAUUUGUAAUGGAGCAGAUGAUGGUAGACCUAUGGUCCAAUGCGAUCGUUGCCAUACAUGGCACCAUGUCGACUGUGUGACCAAAGAAGGCGAAGAGCUACCAGAGGAAUGGUUUUGUGGAAAAUGUUUGGCAUCUUCAAGCUCAGGGAAGGCGAUUGAUAUCGAUGAAUCAUCCCUCAGCACUCACGAACGCCCAGACAUUGGGACCGAGAAUAAUCCUGCAUUUAUGCACGUAUACUUAUCUAAGGACACUAAUAGUCUAUCACCCGGAGUUCCUCAAUUUUUCAUCUCUCGCGAUGGUCAUAUAUUUGGAAACCGCACCCCACCGUCUUCAAAGAGUUCACUUCCAAGAUACCCCUAUCCUUACAGCAUGUGGCCUGAUAGCAGCACAUCCCCGCGUCCAUCUACCGAUCAUUUCGAUGAUCCAAUGACAGCCAUAGCAGCCACGCCUUUCGGAACGUCGAGUCUCGGCUCCGCGUAUGGAUCAUCAGAAGAUCCAUUCUUCGAUAAUCUUCAUUCGACCCCAAGUCGCAGCCUUGGCUUGAGAUUCGCCCCUCCCUUUUCAGCGAGUCCAAAGAAGGAUCGCCCGUGGACGAACUAUACGGGCGCCUUUGCAACCCCAAGUGGCGCGUCUGGUUCUCAUCCCACCUUCAUUUUCAACCAGAGCGUCCCUAUUGUGCAAACUGACCCUUUAUUUAUACAUUAUGAGCAUGACGCACCUAAGCAAACGGCCCAUCAUCACAAUGGAUACUCCCGAAGCAAGAAAAGGGGGAAAAUGAAGGACAAAGACAGUGUCGAUAUGGAAAAGAUGGAAGACAGAGACUCAGUCUUGCCGGAUGAUGUACCAUCUUCUGAUUCAACCAAUGUAAACCACGAGACGGACCUUUCUUCUUCCAAACUAUCCUAA
Acaulospora colombiana is the source of this 2301-nucleotide messenger RNA. The record is from the annotation of a GenBank genome assembly. NCBI's taxonomy places the organism in Eukaryota, Fungi, Glomeromycota, Glomeromycetes, Diversisporales, Acaulosporaceae.